AUGCAAAACCGGAGCUCGGAUGUGUCGAGCGAACUGCAAACGUUCGUGGUUUCCAGCAGUGCAAAAUUGACUACCACCAAACGACCGCAAGCUAAUUCUUCCGAUCGAUACGUGCAGGACUGCGCUGGCGAGCGGACGACGCCACAUGCAUUGAUUAGUUGUUGGAAUCGAAAAUCACGCCUAACGGAUCCGUUGGCAACCAUCGCGAGUGAGGAAUCGAAACGGGAAAUCAGUUUCGGACAUGUCACGGUGAAAGACCGCAAGUUCGACAUCGUAGCGCUGCAGGAGGUGUGUUGGAAGGGGUCUACGGUGCGGGUCUUUCGCGGGAACCACACCAUAUACCAGAGCUGCGGCAACACACACGAGCUGGGAACAGCUUUUAUGGUGGUGGGGGAGAUGCAAAAGCGUGUGAUCGGAUGGUGGCCGGUCAGCGACAGAAUGUGCAGUUUGAGGAUCAAGGGCCGGUUCUUCAAUAUCAGCAUAAUUAACGUGCAUAGUCCCCACCUCGGAAGUAGCGAUGACGGCAAAGACGAAUUCUACGCGCAGCUGGAACGUGAAUACGAUCGCUGCCCAAGACAUGACAUCAAGAUCGUCAUCGGCGAUUUCAAUGCUCAGGUUGGCCAGGAGGUGGAGUUCAGACCGGUGGUUGGAAGGUUCAGCGCCCACCAGCAAACGAACGAGAACGGCCUAAGACUCAUCGACUUUGCCACCUCCAAGAACAUGGCCAUAAAAAGCACGUUUUUCCAGCAUCGCCUCCUGCACCGAUACACCUGGAGAUCACCCAUGCAAACGGAGACACAAAUCGAUCACGUCCUGAUUGAUGGACGGCAUUUCUCGGACAUUAUCGACGUACGAACCUAUCGGGGCGCUAACAUCGACUCGGACCACUACCUUGUGAUGGUUAUGCUGCGUCCAAAACUGUCCGUUGUAAAUAACGUACGGUACCGGCGCCCGCCGCGGUAUAAUCUGGACCGACUGAGGGACACCGAGGUCGCGACUGCCUACGCGCGGCAUCUCGAAGCAGCGUUACUAGCGGAGGAGGAGCUCAAUGAUGCUCCCCUGGAGGACUGCUGGACCAGAACUAAAGCAGCCAUCAGCAAUGCUGCGGAGAGCGUCCUGGGAUACAGACGAAAGCAGCAAACUCGCCUUUUCCGGGACAAAAAGCGCCACCUGGAAGAGUCGGAGAGAGAUGAGAUGGAGAUGCUGUAUCGUUCUCAGGAUACACGGGCGUUCUACAGGAAGCUGAAUGACUCUCGCAACCGCUUCAUGCCGCGAGCCGAAAUGUGUAGAGACAAGGAAGGUGGCAUCCUGACGGACGAACCCGAAAUCCCACUUCCAAUCCGCCAGAUGACGCACCAGCCUUCGCCAAACCGACAGCAGUCCGGUGCAAUGUUGACAAGAUUUGCAUAA
Molecule: messenger RNA, 1410 nt
Organism: Malaya genurostris
Lineage: Eukaryota; Metazoa; Arthropoda; Insecta; Diptera; Culicidae
Product: craniofacial development protein 2-like
Exons: 4
Coding region: 1-1410 (469 amino acids)
Biological process (GO): chromatin remodeling
Cellular component (GO): nucleus
Molecular function (GO): catalytic activity
Source: RefSeq, a predicted model, not a curated record